UUUGUGUGCAAAAGAGAGGGAGACAGAGGCGGUGAGCGAGUGCAAGUACUGGCCGAGUGUGCCAGUGUGUGUGUGCUGUGUGUUUGUACCAGUUGAACCGGUUCGACACUCAUCUUCGACUUACCUGCAAAGACAACAACAGCAACAACAGCUUGGAAAAACAUGGAAACUGAAACUGAAGCAAAAUGCAGCAUCGCCAGCGACAACAACAACAGUAAAGUGCAGCUGCAGCAGUUGUAAUGUCAAAUGAAUCAAACGGACUGCAUCAUUUGCGUUUCCGAGAGAAAGAAAAGAAAGGAGAAGCUAGGAGCGAGACAGCGCAGCAAAAAAAAUACAUAUGGUUACAUUACACAUGUGCGCAUGCAUAUGAGAAGUGCGGUCUUCGGGUCAAAGCCAUUAACCGCAAAAGCCCGUAAACUCCCCACCGAUCAGAUCCAACUUGCGAUUAACCCUAUGUUACACAGAGGUUAAAACAAGACCAAAGACACCAAAUUUAUGCCCGUUACUAAGGCCUUCCUUGAUAAUUACGCAUAUAUUUUCCCUAACAAUUGGAAGCAAUUACAAAAACUAAAGCAAUUAUUGAAAUGCUGAGCUGCUUCAACACCACUCAGGUUGUCAUCGUCAGCCAAUCGUCAUGCUACUUUGAGCCAAGCACAAGCAUUGAAAACCAUAACAACAACCAAAACACGUGAAGCAGCGAACGGAUAUACGGACGAAGGGAAGCUAGCUCUUCAAAGGAACCCGACAGCCAGGUUCUUGUUAAAUGGGUGGAAACGUCAGGAGAAGCACGGCCAUUUGCGAGCUUAGAACCCACCACUGUCCGCCGGGACAUUAAUUAAUCACGGCCUUGUCAUUCGCAAGGAUCAAGGAGUGGCAAACCAGGAGGAGCGGGAGCACGAAGGGUGCAGAAAUCAAAUUAACAGUGCGUCAAAAGGAUUAACCCCGGGAUAGCAGGGGCAGGAGUUUAGAGCACGUACACAGGACACGGUGAGGCGAGUAAACAGCACCACCCAGCCCCAGUCCCCGGGAUACAGAUCCAGACGACCAGGGUCAAGGGUCUCCUCGCAGCAGCCGCUUGGAAAUUUGAGUUUGGAGUUUGCAGCUCCUUAGUUCGUAGUUGGUGGUUAACCAACUUGGAGCGUGUUGGCACGGAUUAACGGCGAAUCACGAUACACGACCAUGAUGAUAACCAGAACGGAGGCGAAUGGAGGGCUGGGCAUCCUGCUUCUCCUUCUUCUGCCCUUGGUGGCGGCCACCUCGGACUGGAUGCAGAGCUGCGGCCCCUGCCACUGCCACUGGAACUCGGGCAAGAAGAGCGCAGACUGCAAAAACAAGGCGCUCACGAAGAUACCUCUGGACAUGAGCAACGAGAUGCAGGUGCUGGACUUCGCCCACAACCAAAUACCCGAGCUGAGGCGCGAAGAGUUCCUUCUCGCUGGCCUGCCCAAUGUGCACAAGGUGUAUCUGCGCAACUGCACCAUCCAGGAGGUGCAUCGCGAGGCCUUUAAGGGUCUGCACAUCCUCAUUGAGCUGGACAUGUCGGGCAACCGGAUUCGGGAACUGCAUCCGGGCACGUUUGCCGGCCUCGAGAAGCUGCGCAACGUGAUCAUCAACAACAACGAGAUCGAGGUGCUGCCCAAUCAUCUGUUCGUCAACCUGAGCUACCUGUCGCGCAUCGAGUUCCGGAAUAACCGGCUGCGGCAGGUGCAGCUUUAUGUCUUUGCCGGCACGGUGGCGCUGAGCGCCAUCUCGCUGGAGCAGAAUCGACUGGCCCAUCUGCACAAGGAGACGUUCAAGGAUCUGCAGAAGCUGAUGCAUCUAUCGCUGCAGGGCAACGCCUGGAAUUGCAGCUGUGAGCUGCAGGACUUCCGCGACUUUGCCAUCCAGAAGCGUCUGUAUACGCCGCCCACCGAUUGCCAGGAGCCGCCCCAGUUGCGUGGCAAGCUGUGGAGUGAGGUGCCGUCGGAGAACUUCGCCUGCCGGCCCCGCAUCCUCGGAUCCGUUCGCUCAUUUGUGGAGGCCAAUCAUGACAACAUCUCGCUGCCCUGCCGCAUUGUCGGCAGUCCGCGUCCGAACGUUACCUGGGUGUACAACAAACGGCCACUGCAGCUGUACGAUCCGCGGGUGCGUGUCCUCACCUCCGUCGAGCAGCUGCCGGAACAACCUGCCCAGGUGCUGACCUCGGAGCUGCGAAUCGUGGGCGUGCGAGCCUCGGACAAGGGAGCAUACACCUGUGUGGCGGACAAUCGCGGCGGCCGGGCGGAGGCCGAGUUCCAGCUGCUUGUGAGCGGUGACUACGCCGGCGCCGUGUCCGCCGCCGAUGGCCAUGGGAUGGGCGGAAUGGGGGCCAUCGGAGCGCCCACCAUCGAUCCGCAAACGAAUGUCUUCCUCAUCAUUUGUCUGAUCACCACCACACUGCUGCUUCUGCUGAUCGUGGUGGUGCUAGUCCUCUUCUGGUACUGCCGCAGGAUCAAGACCUACCAGAAGGACACCACCAUGAUGAGCGGCGACGGGCUGAUCUCUUCCAAGCUGGACAAGACGCACAACGGCUCCAUGCUCGAGGGCUCCGUCAUCAUGGAGAUGCAGAAGAGCCUGCUUAACGAGGUGAAUCCCGUCGAGAAGCCGCCUCGCCGCACGGACAUUGAGAGUGUUGACGGUGGCGAUGACGUUCUCGAGAUCAAGAAGACGCUGCUCGACGAUACGGUCUAUGUUGCCAGCCACUCACGCGACGAAGAAGCCCACUCGGUGGCCCUGUCGGACACGACGACCACGCCCCGAUCCCGCCACACCUAUGUGGACGACGCCUACGCCAACAGCUUGCCUCCGGAUUUGCUGGCCUUCCCCGCCCGCGUGCCGCCCACCUCGCCCUCGAUGCAGUCCUCGCAGUCGAACAUCCCCGACCAGGUCAUCUACGGAAUCCGAUCGCCCCCAUCGCUGACCAGUCCGGUCUACACGCACAUGACGCCGCACGGCAUCUACGGCACCAAGACCCUGGCCGCUCCGCACAACGGCUUCAUGACGCUUCAGCACCCCAAGUCCCGCAACCUGGCCCUGAUUGCCACCGCCAACAGCAGUCGCCAGCACCAGCACCUCCUGCAGCAGCAGCAACAGCAGCAGAAUCAGCAGCAGCAGCAUCCCCUGGCCACCACCUCACCCUUCCUGCCCGCCCCCGUGGUUUACUCUCCGGCCACGGGUGUGGUCAUGAAACAGGGCUACAUGACCAUUCCUCGCAAGCCGCGCGCCCCCAGCUGGGCGCCCAGCACGUCCGGUGCCGCUGGCCACGGAACCAUCCAGCUGAGCGAGUUCCAGAGCCCCACCUCGCCGAAUCCCAGCGAGACGGGCACCGCCACCACCGCCGAGCUGCAGGCGGAACCGGUCUAUGACAAUUUGGGACUACGCACCACCGCCGGCGGCAACUCCACCCUAAAUCUGACUAAGAUUACCGGCUCUGCCUCCGGAUCCGGAUCCGGCUCCCAGGGCGGUCAGCAGUACUCGAUGCGGGAUCGUCCGCUACCGGCGACGCCCAGCCUGACGUCUGUGUCGUCGGCGACCAAUGCCAGCAAGAUUUACGAGCCCAUUCACGAGCUGAUCCAGCAGCAGCAGCAAUUGCAACAGCAGCAGCAGCAGCGGCUGAGCUCCUUGGACACGGAGCCGUUGUAUGGAGUUAGGCACCAAGGGAUCACGAUACUGCCCGGAUCGAGCAUAAGCGGAGCCGGCCUGGGCCAUGCCGCGUAUAUAUCGCCCGUUCCGGCGGCGGCGGCAUCUGCUGUGUCGCCUAGCCACGCCGGCAGCAGCAGCGGCGACUCACCGAAGGUCGCCAAGAUCCCACCGCGACCACCACCGAAGCCCAAGAAGAAGAUGUCCGUGACGACGACUCGCAGUGGUCAGGGCAGCACCAGCCAGCUGUUCGACGACGAGGGCGAGGAUGGCACCGAAGUCUAGCUUGGCACCCACGGCGAUCCCCAUCGGCAGAUAAUCGAUACUGAAACCCAGCUCGGGACGAUACUAUGAGGAGGAAUCCGUGGGAAGCCCAAGCUGCCAAUUUUAUUGCGUAAGGAGAUGCAAAUGCAGAUGGAGGUGGAGAUGGAAGUAAAGAUGGAGAUGGAGAUAAAGAUGAAGAUAUAGAUGAAGAUAAAGAUGAAGAUGAUGAAGAUGCGAUACGCAGCCCCCAGUCGACAACAAAGUGUAACAUCAACAUCAACAUCCGCUGUUGCGGCUUGUAAAAAUAGCCGCCAGAAGGAUUCUGUUCCGUGGUUCACGCCACUGCGUGACUUGUGUGCCAAACGACUGAUGUAGGUUUUAGUAAUUAAAUCCAUGAACAUGCAACACUGCAAGGAAACAAAACACAAGAAACAAAAGCGAGGAUGCAAUUAGGCAGAGAGACUCCAAUCCGUUAGGGCGUAUGAAAGACGCUUUUAGAACCAUCUAAUCCCAAAUUUCGUAUAGGCGGAUAUACGUAAGCCCCAAUUUUAAAACCACCUUUUUUUUGUGUAGGCUAUAGUUAGUUUGGUACAAAUGCAUUAUUCGUAUAUAAAGAGACCUAUAUAUACACGCAUAAUUUUAAAGUUAUAUAACCCUUCAAGCAGCAAAUAUCCUAUAAUGAAGAAAAAUAUAUAUACACAAAAGAAACUUACAAAUCAACGACGGUUUAUUUAAGCGCAAAAAUGAAAAACAAAAAAAACAAAAUCACUUCAUUUUUUCAACAUUUUGCAAGUUUUUUAAAAUUGUAAAUGUAAAAUGCAUACAGUUAAUAGCGUUAAGCUAUAUCUUAAUGAAUACCAUACCACUUAGCGUAAGCAUAAAAUUAUAUCCUUUUUUUUUUUGUUUUACGGAAGCCACCACGAAUUGGGAAAUAAACUUCACGAAAGUAUAUUUAUAGCGGAUAAGUUUGUUAAGGGCAUUUAGCGGUAGGAUAAAGAGUUUGCAUUCGCAAUUAAAACAAUGAAUUGAAACUUCUAUGUAUACAUAUAGUCUAGAGAGAAGGCGCGGCGAAGUAAGUUCAGCCAUAGUAACGAUUGUACUAGCUAUAAAAAUAUAUAAACUAAAUGUAUAUGACACUCUAGGCACUAAAUAUACAACCAAUUACAACAAGAAAAGAAAAGUUAUACGCAAGCCCGAUUGCGGGAGUCCCCAUUGCCAAGCCAUACGUAUGUAUGUCUGAAGUACACCUUGAAAUUGAAGUUAACUUCACAGGACUCAUUUAAUAUACAGAACUAUUCACGAAGGAAACGCAAAUACACACAAGGCAUUUUCCAGCAAUCAUUCUAAAUACAUGAUAACGAAUAUAGACCAUUAAAGACAACAAAGUAUCGUUAAGGGAAAUGAGAAAUAUUGAUAAACCAGAAAGCAAGCAGCUCCCCUAGUAGUAAAGGGUACAGUUGAGAUCAGAUUCACACAAAAUACCUUACCAUACCUACCAUACUGUACGAUAUUUCCCAAUCAAAUUACUUUUUUUUAUUAUUUAUAUUAGUUGUACCUUUAGUUUCGUGCACCACUUGGGCGAUCUACAUCUGGAUGCAUUUUUAUUUAAUAAAAAUGCACUUUCAGGCUCUGCCAAACUACUUGAUUUCCUGAGUGUGAAGAGACAACAGAAAAUUACAAAAUACAUCAAACUAACUAUGAUUUGUUGUUGAGGCAGGCCUAGAAGUGAUCUGAGAGUUUAAAGCCAGUGCUUUAAUGCGAUAGACGUGUAAAGAACAGCCCCAUACUUGCCCCUAGGAAAACGACGUUACUUGACACAGGGUGCACAUAUUCGAUAGACGAAUCAAACGAAUAGAUGUACCCAAUCCAUACUUCGUUUGAAAUAAGCAAAAGUAUUAUAUAAAUCAUAAGUUACCUUACGUUUUUUUAUCGUGCUCGUUUUUUAUGUAUUCAGAGUAAUUUACAGAGUAAUUAUUUUAGAGUUUUAUUUAGAUUUGGACAAGCGCAACAUAAUUGUAAUUAAUAUCUCGAACAUAAGAACGAAAAAAAUGUACGUUGCGAACAAUCUGUUCAAAUUAGCUCAAAAUCAAAACAAUUAUAAUUAAAAAUUGUAAUCUAACUGUAAUUGAUAGAAGGGUUCUUAUAUAUACGUUUUUUAUAAUUUUACAUAAUUUGCCUAACAUACAAAAUAUUAAAAUAAACUAUGAAUAAAUCGAAUAAAAUGUCGAA
Drosophila biarmipes is the source of this 6150-nucleotide messenger RNA. RefSeq lists its product as uncharacterized. The transcript has 6 exons. The record is from RefSeq and is a predicted model, not a curated record. Bases 1180 to 3942 code for a protein of 920 amino acids. Gene Ontology annotation, molecular function: protein binding. Lineage: Eukaryota; Metazoa; Arthropoda; Insecta; Diptera; Drosophilidae.